ACUAGCUAUAAGCUAACGCAGGCUACCAUCACACAGGUAACUGGAAAAAGAAGACGACAUGAUACGACAUGAGCUACUGGGGAUAGCUGCAAAAUCACUGCUGCCUUUUGCAAUCAAAUUGGAGGUUUUGAUGGAGGCGAUGUUCUCACUCUCCCUGCGACCAUCAGGGUGUCUGUGGAGGUUUGGGUGAAGGACACGAACCUUGACUCUCAAAGCUUGCUGCUCUUCCCGGCCACUGCAAGAUUCAUUGAGCACAAGAUGAUGUCCGACGCCAGUGAUAUGUUGGCAGCAGCCUUGGAGCAAAUGGAUGGGAUCAUAGCAGGGUCCAAGGCCAUGGACUACUCCAACGGGCUGUUUGCCUGCCAGUCGCCCACUUCACCUUUCUUGGGUGGCCUUCGGGUGCUGCACCUGCUGGAGGACCUACGGGGAGUGCUGGAGCUCAUGGACAACGAGGAGAGGGACAACCUGCGUUGUCAGAUUCCUGAUUCCACUGCAGAAGGGCUGGCCGAGUGGCUGCAGGGACGAUUGACUAACGGCCACGGCUCAGAAGCAGUCUACCAAGAACGUCUGUCACGACUGGAAAGUGACAAAGAGUGUCUCAUUCUUCAGGUAAGUGUUCUAACAGACCAGGUGGAGGUGCAAGGUGAAAAGAUUCGGGACCUAGACAACUGCCUGGAUCAUCAUCGGGAGAAACUAAAUGCUACUGAGGAGCUGCUGCAACAGGAGCUGUUGAACCGGACAACACUGGAGACCCAGAAGCUGGAGCUAAUGACCGAGGUGUCCAGUCUGAAGCUGAAGCUGGCGGCUCACAGGGACAAUGAGGGCUUGUACCAAGAAGUAACCGACCUGCGGUUCAGGGUGACUGACAUAGAGAAUGAAAGACUGCAGUGUGAGAAGAAACUCAAAACUACCAAAGAGGAACUGCAGCUUUUGCAGAAACAGCUGGAGGAGCGAGAGGUGGAGCUGACGAGGCUAAAGGACGAGAGCAGACUGAGGGUGGAGAGCCACAACAGAGCUGAGGGAGGAGAAAGAGAUUCAGAAGUGUUGAAGAUGAAGAUGGCGUUGGAGUCACUGGCGUCGGCCAACGAUGUGAAGGAACGAAGGAUAAAGGAGCUGGAGGAGUCACUCACAAAGUGCAAGAAGGUGCAGCAGCUGGUUAAAGAAAAGUUGGAGGAAGAAGACUAUGACGAUAUCCCAGAGGAUCCCUCGGCUUCUGUAUCCAUGGAGAUGGAUCAGGUCACCCUGGUGUUGGAAGGGGAGGCAGGAAGAAACUCUGGCGAGUCUAUUCCAUGUAUAGCAGUGCUUUCUGAAAUGAAUGACCUGGACAGAGAACGGCAGAUACAGGCAGCCAAAAGUUCCUUAGACUUCCCACAGCCAAGCACCUCCGCCAUAAGCAGCAGCACUGACCCGGCCAAAGAUAAAGCCAGGCCUGGUUCCUCAUCCCCUACCAGAGCAAACACCACAAGUGAUGACAACUUUGGUUCCAAGAAGGCCCGUUCUUCUUUUGGCCGCGGCUUCUUCAAACUGCGUGGGGGCAAGCAGACAACCAGCUCUCCGAACCUGGCUGAGACGGAACGUAAAGGCACAGAGCACCUGGAUUUGGCCGGUGUCCCUCCGCAAAAAUCUCAUGAUGGGGCCCUUCUGCUGUCCUCCCCUGAAACCAAAAAGAAGUCCAAAGGCUUCAAGAAAUUCUUUGGCAGACUAAAGAGGAGUCACUCUACCUCCUUCAACCUGGAUGAUGCAGCGGAGAUGGAGUUCAGGAGGGGAGGAGUCCGAGCCACAGCCGGCCCUCGACUAGGCUGGUCACGUGAAACUAAACACAAUGCGCCUUUCUCGCAGUGGAGUAAAGACGAAGUGUGUGCAUGGCUGCAUGAGCAGAGCCUCGGGUUGUAUGUUGCCCAGGGUCAGAGCUGGAUCAAAUCGGGACAAACACUACUGCAGGCAACACAACACGAUCUGGAGAAGGAGUUGUCCAUGAAGCAGCCUCUCCACAGGAAGAAGUUGCAGCUGGCUCUACAGGCUCUCGGGUCAGAGGAGGACGAUUUAAAGGGCAGACUGGACAGCAACUGGGUGACCAGGUGGCUGGAUGACAUCGGCCUCCCGCAGUACAAAAGUCACUUUGAUGAGGCUCGUGUUGAUGGACGCGUGCUGCACUACAUGACGGUGGAGGACUUGCUGUCUCUGAAGGUGGGCAGUGUUCUCCAUCACCUCAGCAUCAAGAGAGCCAUUCAGGUCCUCCGCCUCAACUGCUACGAACCCAACUGUCUCAGGCGAAGACCCUCUGAUGAGAACAACAUGACACCAGCAGAGAUCUCCCAGUGGACCAACCACAGAGUAAUGGAGUGGCUCCGGUCUGUGGAUUUGGCAGAAUACGCCCCAAAUCUGAGGGGCAGUGGUGUUCAUGGAGGACUGAUGGUGUUGGAGCCCCGCUUCAACGUGGAGGCGCUCGCCCUUCUGCUCAACAUUCCUCCCAACAAAACCCUGCUGAGACGCCACCUGGCCACACACUUCCACCUGCUCGUCGGCUCCGAGGCGCAGCGGCUCAAACAAGACUGUCUGGAAAACCCAGAUUACACCGUUCUCACGGCCACCGCCAGGGUCAAGGUAAAGCCUAGACGCCUGUCAUUCGGUGGUUUUGGUACUUUGAGGAAGAAACGUCAGGAUGACGGCGAGGACUACAUCUGUCCCAUGGACGUGGAAAUGCCCAAGAGCAGCAGCUUCCAGAAGGGCCUCCGGAUCUAUGAGGGACACCUUGACCACCUGGAACAGAUGGAAGACUCUGAAGGGACUGUGAGACAGAUAGGAGCAUUUUCUGAGGAAAUCAACAAUCUAACGAUCAUGCUGAAGGAAGACGAGUUUUGUCAUGAGAUCUCCGUCGAAGCGGCAGAAACCGAUCCCAACUCUGGUGUUUGAUUGAGACACUUUGUGAAAAAAGAAUGAACUGUGCCAACCAGAAUCCAAAUCCUCCACCAACCGUUGUAGUACAACAUGUGAGACCUCCACUUUUACAGUUUUUUCAUUGUUCAGAACUACAGCCAUAUUUUGACAUAUUUAUUUAAGCUGUCCAAAAUAUGAUGCAUGAACUUAAAAUGCAACAUUUUAUUGCAUUAA
Etheostoma spectabile (orangethroat darter) is the source of this 3111-nucleotide messenger RNA. RefSeq names its product PPFIA binding protein 1a (gene ppfibp1a). Gene Ontology annotation, molecular function: protein binding. Gene Ontology annotation, biological process: neuromuscular junction development. The coding region runs from base 259 to 2913 and encodes 884 amino acids. The transcript is spliced from 27 exons. Lineage: Eukaryota; Metazoa; Chordata; Actinopteri; Perciformes; Percidae. Gene Ontology annotation, cellular component: presynaptic active zone. The record is from RefSeq and is a predicted model, not a curated record.